GCCCUUUACAACCAAGCAACAGUGUUUUUCUUCACCAACUUUCCAGAUGGCUGGACCUAUGAACAAAUGUGGAAGACCUUUCUCAAGUUCGGACGUGUAUUUGCCAUAUAUAGCCCCCAGAGAAAGAACAAGGAAGGAAGCAGGUUUGGGUUUGUGCGCUUCCUGGACGUCAAGGAUGAGAGGAGCCUAGGGAGACAGUUAGAUCAGAUCUGGAUUGGAAACCAAAAGCUCAAAAUCCACCCUCCUCAUUUUAACACUCAAAUAACAUCGGUACACCCCAAACACCAUACCAACACUGCAAGGAACCCAAAACCAAGCUACGCGGAGGUAGUAAAAGGCAUUGGAAGUAGAGGUGACAAUUGGACAACCAAUAGAGAUAUCAAACCUGUCCAACACGGGAUCACAAACAACAGUGGCAAAACAGAACAAAAAUGGGUAGAGAAGCGGAGGGAAUUGCAUUGGACUGGACUUGAGUUCAACCCGAGGCAUGAAGACUGGGAAUGGCUUGAGGGAUGCUUUGUUGGAACAGCCAGAUCAAUAAAGAUUGUGCCCAUACUUCAAGAAAGACUAUACAUGGAGGGGCUUUUCUCAAUCAAGCUUCAAGCAAUGGGUGGGAAACUUGUCCUUAUGGACUGUGAUGAUAAAGAGGAAUUGAAAGAACUGUGCUAUGGAGUUCCUCUUCAUGCAUGGGGUCCUGACCUCCUCAUCUCAAUUGCAAAUCUAUGGGGGAAUUUUAUCACCCUAGAUGAAAGCACUAGCUCUAAAAAGAGGUUUGAUGUUGCAAGGUUUUUGAUCUCCACAUCAGAAACAGGCCUAAUCUCUAAAACUCUUACAUACAAAAUUAACGGCCACAUGUACUGCAUAAAAUGCAAAGAGGAGGAGACAACAAAUGGAUGCUUCUUUUUAAAAGCAGACUUCCAACCAAUCUCCCCAUCAAACUCUGAGGAAGAUUGUAGUGAAUCUUGGUCCUCCGAUUAUCCGUCUGAAGACACUCAAAGAUUUGGCCAGAAUGGAGUCAUGCAUAGCGGUGACUCUAACCCGGCAUCCAGUGAAGAUGAAGAUGAUGUGGCACUAAAGGACAGCCAGGCAAUGGGGAAGUCAACUAGGGUGAGGAUUUCGAAGGAUCUUUCAGAUUGGAACAGUGCAAAUAAUAAAUUCAACUGGCAAGAAAGGACAGCUAUUUGUUCCCAAGAAAGGCAUGAGGAGGGAUGUUCAAUAGACGUAGUUGGUGAUAGCCUGACAUCGUCGAAAAAUUCAAAUGAUUUCAAAAUUUUGAAUGGGGAUGGUGUUUCAUCACUCAAUAGCCUAGCGAAUCUGGAAAAUAAUUCCAAGAGUAAGGCUGAUCUUGAGCAGCGAUUGGAAGAGGACUCAGAUAGUGCUAUUGAAAACUACAACAGAGGGUUUCAUAAUAAGGAUAGAGUCACUUCAACUCUAGAUGCGUGGAAUCUCAUCAAGGAUAUGGGUUUGGCUGCUGAUGGGAAUGAAGAUGAAAUCAUCAAGAAGAUUGAGUUGACGGAGCAGAGGGACAUUAAUGCUAAAAAACAAGCACUGGAAAGGAAUACGGUGAACGAUUGUGAGGAGUCAAAAUUAGAACAAGUUAGUCGUCAAACUUGUAGAGCUUUAUGGGGUACAGAUGAUUUUGAAUUUGCAGCUAUGCCUUCUGUUGGUCGUUCGGGUGGAUUGAUUUGUGUUUGGGAUAACAAUAUUUUACAGUUGAAUAGAAUUUUUAGUGGAGAACACUACUUGGGUUUGUUUGGUUUUUGGGGAACAAACAGGACGCCAGUGCACCUUAUAAAUGUCUAUGGCCCUUGUAAUUUGGUAGGAAGGAGACAGUUGUGGACUGAGCUAAAAACUCUAAUUACAAGUAUGAAGGGUAACUGGUGUGUGAUGGGAGAUUUUAACACCACAAAGAAUAGUCAGGAAAGAAUUGGACGCACUCGUGUGUCAAGAAGCAUGUGGGAUUUUGCAAACUUUAUUCAUGAAUCUGGGUUGGUGGAUAUCCCUUUAAUUGGAAGAAAGUACACAUGGUACCACUCAAGCAGCAACUCUAUGAGUCGAUUAGAUCGAUUCUUGAUGACAGAGGAAUGGUUAACAAACUGGAGUGAAACAAGGCAGUGGGAUACAUGGAGAACAGUUGAUGUUCAAGGAUUGAAAGGCUACUGUCUUAAGGAGAAAAUCAAGCUUGUAAAGAAAAGGCUUAAGAAUCAAGCGACAGGAAAAUUGAAUUUUAGCAGUAGUGUGGAAUUGUGGAGACAGAAAGCUAGGAAACAAUGGUUGAGAGAAGGAGACGCAAAUUCCAAAUUCUACCACAAAGGUAUUAGCAGCAGACAACGCAGGAAACAGAUUGUCAGUCUCCAGGUAAAUGGGAAGAAAUUAGAAGAUGUUGAUAAUAUCAAAAAUGGCAUAUUAGAGUACUUCGAAAAUCUGUUUAAAAAAGAAGAAUGGAAAAGGCCGAAUAUGGAUGGCAUUUCUUUCAAACAAAUUUCCCAAGCCCAGAAUGAUCUACUUGUUAUGCCAUUUAGUGAAGAUGAAAUCAAAGCAGCAGUGUGGGAUUGUGGGAGUGACAAGGCUCCAGGACCUGACGGUUUCAAUUUCACUUUCUUCAAGAAAAUGUGGAGUGAAAUAAAGGAUGAUAUAGUGGAAUUUGUCCAGGAAUUUCACAAGAAUGGGAAGUUAGUAAAAGGCUUGAAUGUUUCUUUCUUAACAUUGAUUCCAAAAGUGAAGAAUCCACAGAGAAUUGAGGAGUUUAGGCCUAUUUCACUCAUUGGCUCCCUGUACAAAAUUGUUGCUAAAUUGCUUACUAAUAGGCUGUACUCAGUAAUAGCUGACAUUAUCGGGGAACAUCAGUUGGCCUUCAUUGAAGGUAGGCAUCUAUGUGUAGGAGUUGUCACAGCAAAUGAAAUUAUUGAUGAAGCUAAGAGGAAAAAGAAGAAGAGCUUUGUUUUCAAAGUAGACUUCGAGAAGGCUUUCGACAAGGUGAAUUGGAACUUCCUUGAUUAUAUGAUGAUGAGACUUGGGUUUACUAAAAUAUGGAGAAAAUGGAUCAUGGAGUGUCUUCAAACGAGUUUAUUGUCGGUGUUGGUCAACGGUAGCCCAUCUAAACAGUUUCCUGUCUCAAGGGGAUUAAAGCAAGGAGAUCCAUUGUCUCCCUUCCUAUUCCUGAUCGUUGCAGAAGGAUUGAACAAAAUAAUCAAUACUGCAAUUGACAGGGGAUUGUAUGAAGGAAUAAAAGUGGGGAAUUCGGGCAUGCGAUGCUCUCACAUCCAAUUUGCAGAUGACACAAUCAUUUUUGGGGAAGCUUUUGAAAAAAACAUCCAGGUUGUGAAGUGCAUUAUGAGAGCUUUUGAGCUUGCCUCAGUUUUGCCCUUUAAAUACUUGGGAGUCCCAGUGGGGGGAAAUCACAGAAAACUUAGCAUGUGGCUACCAUUAAUUGAAUCUUUUAAGAAGAAGUUGCUGAACUGGAAGGCUCGUUGGUUAUCUUUCGAAGGCAGAAUUACCCUCCUCAACUCUGUGCUCACAUCGCUCCCAGUCCUCUUCUUGUCCGUCUAUCUCGCUCCCAAAGUCUGUAUUAGUAAAAGGGAUGGAGAGCUUGGGGUUAAGGAUCUUAGACUUUUUAAUCAGGCAUUACUUGGAAAGUGGUGGGGUAGAUUGGCCAAGGGUUCUCCUGGGUUGCUUUUUAACUUGAUUAAAGAAAAAUAUGGGUAUGAGGGUGGAAAUUGGUGUAACUGGGUAAAAGAAAGGAAGAGCGCAGGGUCAAAUUGGUGGAAGGAUUUGUGCAGGCUAGAUGUACUAGAGGAGAAUAGAAGGGGUUGGCUAUCUGGGGGCUUCCAAAUUAGGAUCGGUAAUGGAGAGAAAGUUAGUUUUUGGAAGGAUUCAUGGAGUAAUAUUGGAGUGCUUGCUAAUGUUUUUCCGAGAUUAUAUAUGCUUUCUACAGGGAAAGACAACACAAUUGAUGAGAUGGGUAGAUGGGAAGACAACAAAUGGGUUUGGAACCUUCCUUGGAGACGCACCCCACACUCUUGGGAGCAAGAUUCCAUGCAAGAUUUCAACAAGCUUCUCAAGGAGACCAACCUGACCAUAGGGAAGGAAGACACUUGGACCUAGGAACAAGAUAAGUUGGGUGAUUACUUUACAAGUUCAGGAUACACUGCUUUGGUCCAACAUCAACCCUCACCAUACCGACAAGUUUUUGAGAAGAUUUGGAACCCCUUUAUUCCUCACAAAGUUUGUGGAUUCACUUGGUUACUACUACUUGACAGGAUUCCCUCAAAAUUCAACUUGUUGAAAAGGGGAUUAAUUAAGUAGAUGGAGGCUGUUAAGUGUAGCCUUUGUGGACGGAAUGUGGAAGACAGCAACCAUCUUUUUCUCCACUGCUCAGUUACUGCAAAAAUCUUGUCAAUGUGCUUCAAAUGGUGGGGCUUCUCCACUGCCAUUGCUGGUUCAUGUUGGGAUUCUUUCAUCCAACAUGAAUCCUUAGCUACUAAAAGUAGUGAACGGUUGGGUUGGAUUAUAGUGUGGUUUUCUCUUGUCUGGACCAUCUGGACUACCAGGAAUGAGGUAAUCUUUAGAGGUAAAUCAAUGGAUUUGACAAAGACUUUCGAUCAAGUUCAGGCUCAAGCCUUCCUCUGGGUCAAGAGCAAAGGAAAGGAAGUACAUUUCUGCUUCUCUGAUUGGAUCUUAAACCCCAGGUGCUGCAAGUUUUUGUAAAUGGGUCUCCCAACACUAUACUGUUUUUUGGUUCUUCAUUCUAUCAGGGAUUGAUUAACGUAUACGGGUUUGGGUACCCCUUGUACUCAUUUAAUUAAAUCUUUUGCUUUUC
This is a messenger RNA of Rubroshorea leprosula, 4819 nucleotides long. Lineage: Eukaryota; Viridiplantae; Streptophyta; Magnoliopsida; Malvales; Dipterocarpaceae. The record is from the annotation of a GenBank genome assembly.